UAACGCCAUGUAUCCACGUGUGCCAUGGCAGAAGAGAAGAGUGUGUCCAUAGUAAGGGAAAACUUGUCGGCUACCCAGCGCUCCGGCUGCUCUGGCCAAGUCAGUUUGUUUUUGAUUCAGCUCAAUGAAUAAUUCGACGACUCAACCUUCCCUGUCGAAAACAAAUAUUGAGGAUUCACUCGAUCCCGGAGGAUCUUCCACGCCAAGUUAUGCCCCUGCCCCGUCCGUGACCGGACCGCUAGCCUCAGCAGUUAUCUCUGGGCAGUUCGGAUGCUGGUUGGCGAUAGCGAUAGCGGUGAAUAUGCUCAUCGACUUCUUGGGGUGGUCGGUUCAGGACCGUCAAGCUAAACGGCGGCCCCAGGCUCCAAAGCACCUCAGGCCCGUUGGAGGUCCCUUUGGCGAUCUUCCAGACUCAUGCCCGGUUGCGGCGAGGACCCUUGUGGCCGAGCAAGAGACAGAUGGACAUAUGGUGUGGCCCGCCGCUUGGCUUAAUUUGAAGCAGGCCUUUGCUAGAUUUGCCAGAAAUCCGGGGCAACUAGACCGGAACAAGGUCCGUAUUUGGGCCUGGUCGCCGUUGGGGGUCUCGGUGCCACUGGCUGGGCCGGGACCCCACGGCUUCCUACCCGAGCCGCCCAAAGUACCAUGUCCACCAGCCAGGCUCCCAAGUCGUCGGAGGUGAAUUGGAGUGUUGGAGAAGGGAACUUCCCAGAGGGACCAGAGGGGAAAGAAGGGCCCGCGGGUACAAUUGGGAACUUCAUGAGCAUCAAACGACAGAUCGCCGGGGUCUCCUCGAUCAACCAGCGAAUAGAUCUGCUCAACUUCCGUCCUUGGACGUCGAUAUUGCGCCA
Colletotrichum godetiae is the source of this 848-nucleotide messenger RNA. RefSeq lists its product as uncharacterized. The transcript has 2 exons. The coding region runs from base 125 to 679 and encodes 184 amino acids. Lineage: Eukaryota; Fungi; Ascomycota; Sordariomycetes; Glomerellales; Glomerellaceae. The record is from RefSeq and is a predicted model, not a curated record.